AUGUGCUUUGAGUGUGAGAAGACUUUUACUACAGCGGACUGUUUAAAACUGCAUGAGAGGAUUCACACUGGAGUGAAACCUUAUAAAUGUUCACACUGUGAUAAGAGAUUCAUUCAUUCAGGAGCCCUGAAAACACAUGAGAGGAUCCACACUGGAGAGAAACCUUACACGUGUUCACACUGUGACAAGAGAUUCAAUCAGUCUGGAAUCCUGAAAACACAUGAGAUGAUUCACACUGGAGUGAAACCUUACAAGUGUUCACACUGUGACAAGAGAUUCAGUCGGUCAGGAAUCCUGAAAACACAUGAGAGGAUCCACGCUGGAGAGAAACCACACACAUGUGAUCAGUGCGGAAAGAGUUUUAGAAAAAAAGGAGACUUUACAUCACACAUGAGAGUUCAUACUGGAGAGAAACCAUUUACUUGUGAUCAGUGCGGGAAGAGUUUCUCACAAUCGGCACAUCUUAAGGAUCACAUGAACAUCCACACUAGAGAGAAACUGUACACAUGUGAUCAGUGCGGGAAAACAUUUUUGUGGGCUUCAGUCCUGAAGAAACACCUGAGAGUUCAUACAAAGGAG
This is a messenger RNA of Sinocyclocheilus rhinocerous, 579 nucleotides long. Its product is annotated as zinc finger protein 253-like. NCBI's taxonomy places the organism in Eukaryota, Metazoa, Chordata, Actinopteri, Cypriniformes, Cyprinidae. Gene Ontology annotation, cellular component: nucleus. The record is from RefSeq and is a predicted model, not a curated record. The transcript has 2 exons. Gene Ontology annotation, molecular function: RNA polymerase II transcription regulatory region sequence-specific DNA binding; DNA-binding transcription factor activity, RNA polymerase II-specific. Gene Ontology annotation, biological process: regulation of transcription by RNA polymerase II. The annotation marks the transcript as partial.